This is a messenger RNA of Saxophila tyrrhenica, 1530 nucleotides long. RefSeq lists its product as uncharacterized. Lineage: Eukaryota; Fungi; Ascomycota; Dothideomycetes; Mycosphaerellales; Extremaceae. The record is from RefSeq and is a predicted model, not a curated record. The transcript has a single exon. The coding region runs from base 1 to 1530 and encodes 509 amino acids.
AUGCUCGACGAAAACCUGCCCGCCUUCAUCCUCAAGCCAUCCUCGACCGGUGUCAAGCACCACCGUGACUUCUACUUGGCUCAGCAUGGCAACGACCCUGUGCCCUCAUACUCCCUCCAGCACGCCGACCCGGCAUCUCCAUCGCCAGCACACAAGAAUUGCUAUGGAGCAGCGUUGUUCGACGCCUACAACCCCGAAGUCCUCUUUGGUGAGGUCCUAGCCCGGCCGGGAUGGACGCAACCUACCCUCUCCGCCGAAGAAGCGCGGCGACAGGGUGGUGUAGCUCCGCCUCCUCAGCCCAUCAUACCGACGGAGUUUGCGGUGCAAUUGUACGAACCAGACCAGCAGAUCCGCGUGAGCAUCAAGAGCUCUACUUUUGGCAGCGACAGCUACGAGUUCAGCUUACCCGAGACUGCAUUUCGGACGCCGAGUAGCAGUACUUUGGACCAUGGACAGUCAGAUCCAGCGAGCUUGAACAUCACACCAAGAAUCAACUUUGUCUGGAGGAAGGAGAGCAAGCUGAACAAGGAUUUGACGUGCUACAUGACGGGCAAGAGUACGGAUGUCAAAAGCAAGAAGUCGAAGAGGGAUCCAGAUAUUGCGAUAGCAUUGUGGCGGAGCAUGCGCGAGUUGACGAUCUACGAGCCCAACCUUGCGAGGAUAGGGCUGGAAGAUCCGAAGGGUUUGGAGGUGACGUUGCUUUUGAGCGCGGUUGUCAUCCGGGACCUGUACUUCUCUUCCAAGGACCAGCUUCCGGAGCUCUUCAAUAUCUCCGACAUGGGUGCGAGGAAGUUGAGCUCAGGCGGCAGAAAAUUGUCGAACCCAAGGACUGCUCAGGCAGCCGCUGUCCCUCCAAAUGCUCUUCAUUCUCAGCCGCCCAAAAACAGCGUACCGCAACAAACACCUAACGAAGCCAAACGGACCUCACUGCCACGGCUGCAAACAACUCCGCCUCACUCCCGCCAGCCCUCUAAUCAACCACCACCAAUGGCAGAUCUUCGCGCACAAUGGGAGCUCGACGCUGAGACCGCUCGCCUCAAGGCGGAACAGAGAGCCGAGCAAGAAGCUGAAGCUCGCGCCGCUGCCGCUCGUCGCAAGCAACGAGAACGCGAAGACGAAGCCGAACGCCGUCGCCUUCAACGCAUGGUCGACGAAGAAGCAAAAGCAGCCCAGAAGAAGCAAGUUGAGAUUGAUCGCGAGACCGACCGGCUGCGGAAACUGUAUGGCGUGAAACCACUCCCUAAUUCGCAGCAGCAACCGCAGCGACCUCCGGCUAAUUCCUCGAGUUCGCGGACGAGCGCGCGGCCACCUCAGAUGCCUGCUCGGCCGACAAUGGGGAGCAACGGACUGUACACACAGCCAAGCGCGAGCUCGAGUUCGGUGAUGAUGAGUGGAGCGAACAACAGCAGCUCGCUGGGUGUGCCGAGCCAGAGGCCGGCGAAGAAGAAGAGUUUCUUUGGCUUGAGGAGUGCGAGUGACGAUGGGGCGCAAGCGGAGCGGUUGAGGAAGAAGGGAAGUGCGAUGUGGUGA